Molecule: messenger RNA, 860 nt
Organism: Pseudogymnoascus verrucosus
Lineage: Eukaryota; Fungi; Ascomycota; Leotiomycetes; Thelebolales; Thelebolaceae
Gene: PSF2
Product: DNA replication protein psf2
Exons: 2
Coding region: 249-860 (203 amino acids)
Biological process (GO): DNA replication; double-strand break repair via break-induced replication
Cellular component (GO): GINS complex; nucleus
Source: RefSeq, a predicted model, not a curated record
CACCACGACGCGACAGACAUCCCCUCAUCAACCUCAAGCAUUCCCACCGCCAUAACGCCAAACACGCCUUUACGAUACCACGAUACACAUACCAAAUCCACGAACUCUCACUAUCUACCUACCGACCCACAAUCCACCCCAACAAGCCACGCCGAGCACUCCUCACCAUCACCCCGAAGCGCGCUUGAACGCGCCGCCCCGCGACUCCACGACUCCCCGCUCUCCUCCUCACCACACACACACAUACCAUGGCCCUCCCUCUCCCCGCGGGGCUGACACCAGCAGAAACGGCUUUCCUGUGUGAGAACGAACCUAUAACCGUUAUUCCGCGACAGAGAAUGCAGUCUAUCGAAUUACUCUCCGGCCCAACACCCCAGCUCAACCCCCCGCGCCCUACAACCCUACCGCUGUGGCUGGCGCUCUUACUACACCGGCAAAACCGCGCGACGCUAGUCCCCCCGCCGUGGCUGACUCCCGCGGGGCUCGAGACGAUAUUAGCAGCCGAGCUCGCCAGCCCCGAGUUCUGCGACAUGCUCCCCUUCCACUGGGUUGAGAUCGCGCAGGCGCUCGUGAGCGGCGGGUGUCUGGGCGGGGAAGAAGCGGUCGUGGGACGGCUGGUGAGGGGGGUGAGGGAGGUGAGGGGGGGAAAGGUUAGGGGGUUUGUGGUUGCGGGGGAGGGGGGCGUGAGGGGGGUGGGGACUGUGGGUGCUUGGGAGGUUGGGGAGGUGAGGGGGGUUGUGGCGGGGGUGGGGGGGGGGUUGGCGAGGUUGGGUGGGGGGGGGGGGGCGGAGGGGAGGAGGGAGGAGGAGGAGGAGGAUGAGGAUGAGGAGGGGGGGAUUGAGAUGGGUGAGGGGUUUUAG